GUGUCCUCCGUGGGACUGUCCGAGGAUUCGGCGUUCGGUGAGAGAAGUCUCCGAUUGCGAGUUCCAGAGAACAAGUUUUCAGUUCGACGAAUGGAUAAUGCAGGCCGCUUCACAUUUGAAAGGGUCUAUGGAACGAGAUACGCGCUCUUUAACUCCUCGACCGUGUAGCCCAAGAGUCGGCUCAGGGACAGAAGAGGGACUUAAGCGCCCACUCCGCAGCAAUAAUGUCAAUCUUGGACAUGAGUUAUCGAUGCAUGGCGUGGACCGCAUCUUCUUCACGCUCGGAACCCAUCUGGAUGACGGACUCACGUGCGCCGGAUAAUAGGGAUUCCCUCGAAUGUCGGUCAAAAUCUAAUGGGCUAGUGAUAACGGACGGCUUGAUUUCCUCAACAGACAAGCUCCACUCACGCUUGAAAUCAGAAAUCACUGCUUGGAACACCAGUGCUACCGCUGCUGGAGUCGUAACCGUUCUCCUUGCCGGCAUCGCGACCUCGAUCCUCGGCAUAUAUCGCUCCGAUACGGCCGUCAACCUAAAAACAGGCCGGGUUGUCACGGCAUUCCGGAUAGUAUCCUACUUGGCUAUCCAGUGCAACACUCUCGCGACAGUUGCGUCUCUUUGCUUCAUAGACCGAUUGGGCGACUUGCCCAUCCACGCAGAAGAGGACGACAAACCGACUCAAGGAAAGCUACCUAAUCAGGGGCGUUUGGGGACGCUUAGUUCGUUUGGAAGGGCCUCAUACGGGGUGAUUUUCGGACAAUGGAUGGCCUAUCUUGCUCUAGGCACGAUAUUUCUAUUUCUACAGAUCUUGCUCUUCAUCGCCCUCGAAGAGAGUCACCUGACCGCUAUCUUGAUGGGCUCGGUCAUCUUCAUUCUGGGCGGAGCUCUCAUCGCGACUACAUUUCAUGAUCGCAAAAAAAGAUAGACCGGCGUCGUAAUAGAUGUUAAAAAUUGUUAGAGCCGGACUAUAUGAAUACCCAUCGCCUU
This is a messenger RNA of Mycena citricolor, 985 nucleotides long. The record is from the annotation of a GenBank genome assembly. NCBI's taxonomy places the organism in Eukaryota, Fungi, Basidiomycota, Agaricomycetes, Agaricales, Mycenaceae.